AAAAUGAUACUUGAGUGCCCAAUGGCCGUUGGCUGAACGCAGCCAAUGAUACCCAAAUGUAUUUCUGAACGCACCAUUCGACAUUUCUCACACCAACGAGACACUGAAUAUCGUUGUUUCUCCCUGAUCUUUGUUGCCAGAUUAAAAUUAAAAGAAAAAAAAAAAGAAUAGAAAAUUAUUCGCAAUGUCUGAAAUCUCAGAGUCAGACUCAGAAUAUAAUUCGUCUGAUGAAGAGCUGCAAGAAGCCUUCGCUCAAGGCCGAUUAAAGCCGGGGCUUAAUGUCGCGGAAGAGAGUAGCAAGCAGCCUAAGAAUCACGUUAGUCUCAUGAAGCAAAAGUUGGAAGAGAUAAAGCUGAAUUUGCCAUGGAUCGAAAGACUGGAUAUGGUAAACGCGCUUGCACCAUUGGCACCGGAAUUAGCGCUACAAAUGCAGGAGCAGGAAGUAAGACGAGCUAAACAAUUACAAGGAAAUAAAAAGUUACCUCAGUACAAGCCAUCUGAGGAUCCUGUCUUGGAUGAUUUUCGCAGAGAAAACACAUUUCACCGUCAGGCUCAGGGUGCUGUUAUGGAUGGCGUAAAUAGAUUAAAGAAACUGGGUAUACUGACAACGAGGCCAGAUGAUUAUUUUGCUGAGAUGGCCAAGUCUGACGAGCAUAUGCAAAAAGUACGACAAAAUAUAUUGAAAAGGCAGACUAUUGCACAGAGAUCAGAAAAAGUAAGACAAAUGAGACAGCAAAAGAAAAUUGCAAAGCAGAUGCAGGUUGAGGCUACCUUGAAAAAGCAUGCGGAGAAAAAGAAAUUGCUUGAAGAAGUUAAGAAUUAUCGUAAAGGUAUACGAAAAGAUCUUGAUUUCUUAGAUGACAAAAAGAACCACAAAGCAAAUAUACCAAAUCGCAAAAAUGAAUCCAAAAGUACAAGACAAAAAAGAAUAUAGAAGGAUAAAAAGUUAGGUUACGGUGGUAAAAAGCGCGGCGGUAAAUGGAACACGAGGAGCAGUUCCGCUGAUAUUUCCGAAUACAAACGACCACAGAAACCAGGAGAAGGCAGAAAGGGAAAGAGUGGGAAAGGAAAGCAAAGAUUAGGCAAAAGUCGUAGGGUACAAAUGAAAGCAAAAAGAAAAUCAUGAAAGAGCUUUAUCAGUGAGUUUACUCUCCUAUGAUUUUUGUACAUAUUUCAACAAAAAUAGUGUGAUUGAAAUCUCAAUCAAUAAUUGUUUUGUAAAAUUUUGUGAUAAUAAAUUACGUUUUACAGUUCAA
This is a messenger RNA of Pogonomyrmex barbatus (red harvester ant), 1256 nucleotides long. RefSeq names its product putative rRNA-processing protein EBP2 homolog. Lineage: Eukaryota; Metazoa; Arthropoda; Insecta; Hymenoptera; Formicidae. Gene Ontology annotation, cellular component: nucleolus; nuclear periphery; preribosome, large subunit precursor. Gene Ontology annotation, biological process: rRNA processing; ribosomal large subunit biogenesis. The record is from RefSeq and is a predicted model, not a curated record.